Messenger RNA from Phacochoerus africanus (Common warthog), 1666 nucleotides. Its product is annotated as atrial natriuretic peptide-converting enzyme-like. NCBI's taxonomy places the organism in Eukaryota, Metazoa, Chordata, Mammalia, Artiodactyla, Suidae. The record is from RefSeq and is a predicted model, not a curated record. The transcript has 5 exons. Bases 663 to 1295 code for a protein of 210 amino acids.
GUCACGGGGGCGGGGAGGGGGGGUUAGUAUGGGAGUGGGGGUGGGUGAGGGGACCAGCAGCCGGAUUGGCUUCCUCUCUGCCCCCGAAGAAUAACUUCUUUGAAUGCAAAGAGGUGGGGUUGUGGGGGAUCUGGCGUUAAGGGUUCUUAUGGGUGGGACCCAGAGACAGGAGUGAAGGGAGGGAGUGGUCCGCGGGUGGGAUCUGUGGAGCAGACAAAAUGUGGGGCCCCUGUCCCUUGAAGUUCAACUCGUCUCUUCCUGAGCGAAGAGCAAGGCAUCCUUAGUGCCUCUCCCAGGGUCACGUAGAAGAGAGGGUAGCAACCAGGAUAACCGUGGACAGCGGAAAAAGCGAGACAUGUUCUCCACCAAACCGUCUCAUGCCCUCGCUCCGGAAGAGCGCUGCCGCCCAGCCGGCGUCCCGGAGCGGGUAAGAUCUACGAACCGCGCUCUGCCACCAAACAGGUCCGAUGACCUCUCAGUCUGGAUGAAUUCAGGGUCAAUCCCUCCUGUCCCGCCCCCUCCUUUCCUCCGGUGCCACCUUCUUCCCCUGCUCUCGUGAGCUUCGGCUUUUCCAGCCCCACACUCAGCGCCCUGCAACCAAUUCUUCUCCCGCGCACGGUCCUCCACCCGGGUUCCCCAGCGUCCAGGACCCUCCCACGGUCAUGGGUAGGGUUUCCUUUAGCGCUCGAGUCCGGUCGGUCCGGAGACCACGCUCUCCUUGCCAGGGGCGUUGCCAUAUCCCCUGUAGGGGCGUCUUCACUGUCCCUCUUCCACCCGGCGCUCUCCACGCAUCAGGUGGACUCGGCAGCGCCCAGGCACCUGUGGAGGCUGCUGAAAGAGCCGUCGGAACCAGCCUCUCGAGGGUCCACGGCUCUGCUGCGCCAGCGUCGCCGGCGCCCAGCAUCUGGAAGGACGGUGCAGCCUCGCCUGCCCCAGACGUCUUGGGAGCUGAUGCCAGUAACAUGGGUGAUGGCUGCUCUCAGAAGCUGGCGACUGUUAAUAUUCUGCGUUUCCUAUUGCUGGUCCUGAUUCCGUGUAUCUGUGCCCUCAUUGUCCUGCUGGUGAUCCUGCUCUCCUUUGUUGGAACACUGAAAAAGCCUAUUUUAAAUCAAAUGGGAGUGAACCUUUGGUCACUGAUGGUGAAGUCCACGUGUCUGACGGUAUUCUUCCAAAUACAGUUCCUAAUGAGAGCACUGGGGUAUCUGCUGUCCGUCCCACCCCACACAUUCCAGCCUGGACGACAGAUGCUGCUUUCCCAGGGGACCGAAAUCACAGGAACACAAGUGCCUGCCUGAACAUCACCCACAGCCAGUGUCAGAUGCUGCCCUACAACACCACGCUGAUACCUCUCUUCCCACUUGUCAAAAGCAUGGAAAUAGAGAAGUUCCUCAAGUUCUUCACGUAUCUCCAUCGCCUCGGCUGCUAUCAACAUAUCUUGCUUUUUGGCUGCAGUCUUGCCUUCCCAAGUGCGUCGGUGAUGGUGAUGACAGUCAUGGACUCCUGCCCUGUAGGUCCUUCUGUGAAGCUGCAAAAGAGGGCUGUGAGUCAGUCCUGGGGAUGGUGAAUGCCUCCUGGCCCGAUUUCCUCAAGUGCUCCCAGUUUAGAAACCAAAGUGAAAGCAGCAACGUCAGCAGGAUCUGCUUCUCACCACAGCAGGAAAAAGAAA